AUGAUUCACAGGUGUGAGAUGAGGUCACAGAGUAGAGACAUACAGAGACGUAACUAGUGUACCCACUUUUUUUUGUGCGCAUGCUUGGCAAGUUACUAGAUGCAUGCAUCGGAUUGGAUGACGACCUGAUGAUGACUCACUUUAAACUUGCUGAGCACGCGCAGUUGAUCAUUUUUCGCCCGGUCGCCUGAAAAAAAGUGGGUACAUGAUAACGUAAUCUUCCGCAGUGUUUACAACGGUCAGUUACGUCUCUGUAUCUCUUAUCUACUCUGUGAUGAGGUAGGGGCAAAUGAUUAGCAACCGUUUAUGACAUUAUGACAUCAUUAUAUAAAAUCGGUAUCAGAAUAUUUCAGAAAUAAUCGGUAAGCAGUAAUUUCCAAUUAUGACAUAAUCGGUCAAUCACUACCAGCAAUCCAAGCCUUGUUCAAUGAUGGUGGGGAGAUGCAGCUUAGAAAGGAUCCAAGAAUACAUGAUCACAAAAUAACUACAGGGUGAGAAGAACUCACUUGAGUUCCCUUCAAUAUUAGUUUGCAAAGGGUAGGGGUAGGAUGUUGGGAUAUCAUGCAACAAGUCCUGAAUGAAAACUAGUUAUAAAAGAUGAGGUCAAGUCUGUUCUGUGCAUGUAUUAAAACAAUACCCAAAUUUUGCAUUGUUUCGACAUCUUCUAUAAAAUGAUACUCUUUUAAAUCUACAGUCAGUAUCAUAUAUGGCUCUUAAAGACCCUGAAUAUAUUACAAUCAGCAGUAAUGUUUCUACCUCCCAUUGCUUUUCUGAGACAUGACAAUUAAUAUCAUUUUGGAUAUUUUGAGAUUCACAUAGACAAUUGUUCAAAAGCCUCCUAUCGCUAUUUUUAAAUUCAUGAUGUAACAGUCCAACACCAAGUAGUACAGAUCCACCACCAAGGAAUGUGGUCCACAAUCGACUCACUCUGCUUGCCAUUGAUAGAUUUUGCAGAAUUUCCCAAACUCAGAAUGAGUGUGUAUAUUGUAUAAACGGUUAUAUUGUUAUUAAUUGGAAUGGAAUGAUAUUAAAAUAAAUAAGCUUUUCCCGGAGGGGGGGAUUAUGUUUCAACGGAACAAUAUAAAGCAAUCAAUUCAUAAUAACAAUUAUAUACUUUACUAAAUAAUUUCAUAUUUUUCAAACUAAAAAUGAAUGCUUAAUGUAUCUAUUAGUCUACUUGCAGAUGCAAAAGCUUUUUGGUAUAAAAAAUAUAGCUAUAUUAAAAUUAUUCACAAAUAGUUCGCGAUGGAUUUGUUUGAAGUCCUCCCCCGGGAAAUUUCAUUUCAAUUUCCAAGAUGGCCGACGCAGACGAAAGAGAGGAAAACGUGGAUUCGAUGGAAACAGGUUUGUUGAGUCAUUUUCUGUUGUCCAACGUGUUCGUAGAGAGUAGUUUAGUAAAUUAUAUGUUUUAAGAGAUUGGGAAAUCCGUUCUGGUAAGUAUCAAUACACUACACUUGGAUAUUAAACUUUGUAAAAUUGAAUGUACAUGUAAUAUUAAUAUAUAUAGUAGAAACUUGCCUACUUACUUAUGUAUUUAAUAAAAAAGUAUACCCUAAUCUCUUUAGUCUGUGCUGGUUUUAGCCUUACUUUAGAGUGUUUUUAUGAUUAAUUAAAAAAUGAACAUUUUUAAUCUUCUGGCAGAAGAUUAAAACUCCUUCAAGGGCAUUUUAUUAAAUUAAGUGAAAACCCAUGCAAGGAGAGGGCGAGAAGCCAGAGUGAUAUAAAGGUUUUAAUAUUCCUGGUAUUGAUAUAGAUAUGGAUAUGGCUUGUAAGGUGCACAAGAACUUGGUUCUAGAGAGCCUAAUUUUGUAGGGUUCAUGUGCUGACAUCAGACAGAUUAAUAGAUCGAUGACACGCACAUCAAAGACGACGUCAAAAUGGCGUGGCAUAUCCAUACGUCGGCACAACACACCAUUUUCAUGUUGUCUUUAACGUCUGCAUCCUCAAUCUAAAUCUGUCUGUUGAAUGGACAACUGAUCACAAUACUGACAUCAUUUUGUCCAUAGACAUACUAGCAUAGACGUCUCAUCCAACUUUUUAAGGCUUGCCCUUCACAAUUUGAAGUGUAUGUCUGUCUGACAUCACAUAAGUAAGAUUAACCCACUGAGUUGCAUUGUGCCCUACUUUAUUAUUUUACUCUGUCUAACACCAGAUAAUUUUACUCAUCAAGAGGAGAGCGCUGGCACUUAAUGGGUUAAUAUGCAUAAAUAGUUAACUUAUUGGUGAUGGCUGGAAAGUGGAAAACACAUACAGUACAACUGUGUCAGUGUACACUAUUUCAUUAAUUUGAAUGAGACUGUCAAUGAUUGAUGCUUGUGAUGUUACUCUGAGUGUAUAUCCACACCGGGCAAGCUUGAAAAAUAUGCCUGACCACAGUGGGAGUCGAACCUACUACCUUUGGAAUACUAGCACAAUGCUCUGCCAACUGAGCUAUGCAGUCAGAUCAGUUCGAGUAUGUGAUAAUUCAGAACAGAAUCUAGUUCCUUCGAUAUCAAUGUAAUCUAAUAAUCAGUAAUGAUUUUUCUGUGUUGGUGUAAUGUACUCAGGUAAAUAUGAUGCUUGUGAUGUUACUCAUCUUCCUGAAGGAAGGCAGUCACUCCAAAUAUUGAGGUUGUUCUAAUAUCUCAGGUUCACAGGUUAAAUAUUGCAGAUUAACAUAUACUCUGGAGAUGGAUAGUGCUUUUCGUGAAACUUGAUUGGUUGCUCAGCUCCCGAUAUCCUCGCACAAUUCAUAUUGUUAACUAUCACCUAUAGGCCUAGUUCAAAUGUCACUCUUAACAUGUGACAAACCUAGUAUGCAUUAAGUUCAACAAAUUUUGCCACAAAUCGAAGGCUGAUUCAAAUCUUAAUUAAGUUGAACUUACUGUGAGAUGCAUGGAAUAUAAUGGGUUCAGGACAAUGGCAGUGCAAUAUUCUAUAAUUCAGGGUGCAAAUUAAGAACUUUUUCUAUCCUAUAGUUAUUUUUCAAAAAUUAUAGGCCUUGCUAGAUUUGACCUACAAAUUUCAAUUUUGACCUACAAAUUUCUUGAAUGUUCCUUUGUAUAAUGUUUUGUGAUUGAUGAUAGAUAUUCUUUUGCUGUCAAAUUUGUUUCUGACCAGCUAUUCAACAAGGGAUUCCCAGUGUUUAAAAUUGAUUGAAAAGUUAGCUUAUAGAUUUUUCUGUGAAGUGAUAUAGAUUUUUCUGAUCUUUCAAUUUGUCCUACAAAACUCCUUUUUGGCAUGACGAUUUGUCAAUUGAGUUUAUUUUUGUGCUACUAUUCCUUUAGUCUCUGUAUCGUGUAAUACGGAUUUCUCCUCAGACAUCUGCCAUUCAGAAGACUCCAUUUAAUGUAUGUCAUAGACCUGGAGUUACUGGUACGCACUUGAAUAAAAUAAUGAAAAACGUUUAAUUCCGGUUCGCAAUCCCAGGUCUGUAACGAAAAUGGAGCUUUCUGAUUGGCUGAUGAAAGGUCCGUAUCACGUCAUGAUACACAUCUCUUGUAUUUAGCACAAUUUUCAAACUCAAAAAUCUACCCAAAAAGUUGACUCACCCUAACAAUACAACGAUAAACUAAAUUAAUUAACCUUAAUGGUGUUUUUGUCAAACCCGAAAUGCACUUCACUCUGACCAAAAUGCGAAAAAACAAAUAUUUAUUUGACAUGUAUCGUACAUAAAAAAAGCUUUGUUACAUGUUUUGUUUCAGCACAUAUUUAGAAAAAUGCACCUUCAAAUAUAAUAGAUAUUAGAACAUAGUUCUAACAAAACAAUAGUUAUUAUACCUUUAAACAUGUUUUCUGGACUCAAGUCGUUCAAAUAUUUUUUCAAAAUGUUAAAUGUGCUGCAUGUUAAAAGAACAUUUUUCAAAGAAGUUAUUAUUGUAAAAGGAACAGGAAAAUAAAUUAUUUUAUCUGUUUACCUUCUUUACUGGCUUAUUCAGCAGAAAAGUUGCACAAUUUUAAAAAAUUAAUAAAUUUAUUUUAAUCCAACCAUUGGUAUUAAUUCAUUCUGUUGGAUGAUGACUUUGAAAUGAAGUUAAAAAAGUUACGUCUUUAAAUCAUGUGUCUUAAUUCAUUGUCAGUGGCGUAACUUUAUAGUGCUCUGACAGGCAAAUCCUCCCCCCCCCCCCCAUCCUUUGUCCGAUAGGGACCUUGAGAAGAUCUGACCUGAGGUUUUACCCGACUAUCGCGAGCCUAAAGCUGUUGUAACACUUUGUGUUUGUGUAUAUCAAUCUUUAGCUUACAGUACUGUAUCUUUUUUGAAUUAUUGUACAUCAAUCUUUAGCUAUCUUUUUUGAGUCCCCACUUGAUUUGUUUAUAGACUUUAUAUUAGCCUACGCGACAUUUUAUGCAUAUUAAAAAUUGAAGGAAAACAGUUUUUAUUGUGCCAGAUGUUCCAAAUUGUACACUGAAGCCAUAUUUUGUCGUAUUUUUAGAUUCAGCAAGUGAAGGCAAAGCUGAAACCCCGCCAAAAAGGCCCGAUAACUUAUGUUGUUACUCACAGAAAGAAUGUGAUUUGGAAAAACUGAAAGGAUUUGACUUUUGUCACAAACAUAUUUUAGAAGACAAUGCCAGUCCAUUUAAACCAUGCGAUUUUGUUUCCAAGACAAACGGAGAGAAGUGCACCCAACCAGCACCUAAACGUCCUGAUGGCCAAAAGACGUGAGUGUAUUUCUUUUAAAAAGACAUUCAGUAGCAGCAGCUAUAGCAAAAUACAUUGCUGGGUCUGCAUGGUUUAAUUUAUACAUACCUUUUACAAAUUUAUCACAGAAGAAAUGCGUCCUUUUAGACAAGGGUUUUCAAGGGUGAAACGAUUUUGGCAUUGAAUGAGUUGGGCGUGAAUCGACGUAUUAAUAUAUAGUUGAAGAAUAACGACCGUAUACCUAAAGCCCUAAACUAGGUUGUUUAAAGAGUAUAAUUUUGUCAACAAGUACAAGUACAACCUCAAAUGCUAGAUGCGCGUCGCGCGACCAGGAUUCAUAAUAAAGUUUCUGAAACGUUCUCUGAUCGUAAAAUUUAUUUAAACACGAGCUUUCGACUGCCAGUCUGCAGUCUUAGACAGGUAAAGUGAUACUAAAUAUAAAACUAUUCUACGGAUAUACAGUAGCUACUAGGUCAGUGGUUUACAAUUACAAUUACAAUUACAAUUAUACGUAGGCGGAACUACUCAAUACAUUGUUAUUACAUGUCAUUGUAAUUGUAAUUGUAAAUCGCUGUCCUGGUAGCUACAGUAUAUCCGUAGAAUAGUUUUAUAUUUAGUAUCACUUUACCUGUCGAAGACUGCAGUCGAAAGCUGCAGUCGAAAGCUUGUGUUCAAAUAAAUUUUAUAAGAGAACGUUUCGGAAAUUUUAAGUACAAUCGUACUACUGGACCAGGAACUGGCCGAGUUGGUACAGUAUGUCGUGCAAGUUAUCACUUCGUUGAUCACCACGUUGAUCGAUCGUUUUAGAACUCAAACUUUUGCAUUGUUUCAAAGCCUUGACUUAAUUUUGGUUCGGCGAGGCAUUUAAAUAUGUUAAAAUGAUCUAAAUGAUCGAAUGAAACACUAGUCAAUUAAAUGGUUCUCAGCGUUCGCGUAAGUGUUUUGCUUUAUACUAGGCCGUGGGCCGUUGUGCGAAAAAGUGCCUAGAAACGCAAUUUCGUGGCACCCCCCUGGGUUGAAUGGCUCUGUGGUUGAAUGGAUAGUACAAUAGAUGCUCAAUUACCAAAAAAGAUUCCCAAGCAAAAAACAUGCCCAAUACCGAGAAAAUGGGUGGUCAGUGAUUAUCCUCUAUUAAAUUGUAUUACAGCAAGAAAAUGUGAAAUUUGGUAUUCAAUUACAACAAAAAUGACUUGCAUCAUCAGAUAGCAUUUAAACAGGUUUUUUUUAUCUCAAAUUGUUUUCGAGUUAUACGCUGUCCAUUCUCGUCCCCAGAGCCAUUUUCACUCGGUCACUCGUUGAAAAUUAGGAUCUGGGUUAGACGACUAAAGGGAGAGAUCUGAUUGGCUUCUCAGAGAACUGCUAUUUCCUAGAGGUUGAGCAGUUUUCGCUAGGCAGAAUUAUUCUAUCAAAAUAUGUCAACACAAUACUUCGUUUCUUCGUAAUACUUCUCUAAGAAAAUUGUUACGGGUGCUAAAGCGUCCCAAUUCAAGAGUAUUCGCUUUAGAAACUACUGCAAGUUUUCUUGCACUUCCGGUUCCGUGUGUACCAGGGCCUAUUAAGGUCGCGCGCGGCCAAGAGACCCUAGGAACGAAGAUGUACGCUGUCAAAAACGCGUUUUUGACCUAGUACCCAGUCCUUAUUGCGACAUUUUGGUACAAUUUUUAUGUUUGAAACAGCAAUAACUCAACGGCUAUUUGAAAAAUAAAAAAAAACUGUUUAAAAGUCUUAUAUGCAGUUUUUGUACGCUUUCCGUUGAUGCAAGUCAUUUUUAUUGCAAUUGAACACAAAAUUUCCCAUUUUUUUGCUGUAAUACAACUUAAUAGAGGAUAAUCACCCAUUUUUUUGGUAUUGGGCAAGUUUUUUGCUUGGGAACGUUUUUGGUAGUAAUGUACCUAUAUGCCUUUGAAAUAAACCACAAACUAAGUACUUCCCACAUGGAUGCUACGAAGAGAAAUAAUUGUGACCAACGGCCCACGGCCUAUACUGUACAUUCAAAUUACGUGUACUUUGAUGUAAUUAGUGUAUCUUUCCGCGUAGUAUUAUGGCCAAACAAUUAAAUGCUUUUAAAUAUUUGUUCAGUGAAGUUGCUUAAUUGAAGAAUUCAUUCUUGGUGGGCAAUUCCUGGUGUCAGAGUAAUUCCAUGCCAUUUCAACACAGGCAUGACACCCACCCUCUCCAAAUUUCUUUAUAUUUCGCAGGCAGUUAACAUUGUGUGGGAAUAGUUUAAGUUCAAAAUUUGAGCAUCGUAGCUGCAAUAGUUUUUGAGAUAUCGCAAUUCAAAAUAUGGCCCGAAAAGCAGAAAAGUGGGCGUGGCCAGUGCUAAAUUCACCAUUACCCUAUUUUACAUUUUGACCUGUAACUUCAUAGAGAAACUAUCUAAGACUAGUUAAUCGUGUAACAACGAGCCAAACUGUUCGACCAAUUGCACGUGUUGACAUUACUAAGUCUCUCCAAGAUGCAAAUAGCGAAGGUCAAGGGAAUUCAUUUAUAGAUCAACCUGGCACUGGUGAUGACAGCAUACAUCCUUGUGACCCUACCCAUGACCAUAACCAACAUUAUCCCAUCAACAAACCGGUGGAGAAGAAAGUCUAGCAAAUCCUUAAAAAGCAAACAGGCUAACAGAGGAACAAGCAAAUGGGCUAACAGAGACAAGUUUUUUCGAUCGCGUCCCACGUAUCACCAAACCGAUUGGCUGAAAGACAAACACGAGCGGAAGAACUGGUACAGCUAUUACUACUAGAAGAAUAUGCACCACUGAGUAACGCACGUAAAUCCAAUUGAAUUAAUAUUCCUUUGGAAAAGAACAACGAUAAAUCAAAAAAUGGGAAACUUCUCCCAAAUGUAAUGCUUUUAAAUGCAAGAUCACUUAUUAAUAAAACAGAUGAAUUGGAAUUAUUGGUUAUUACUAAUGAUAUAGACAUAGCUUGCAUCACUGAGACUUGGUUAAAGGAAAUUGUUCCCGAUAAAGCUGUGGCUGUUUCUGGAAUGACAUUGGUUAGAAAUGAUAGAACGUAUGACGGUAUGGUACAGGAGGGGGUGUUGCUUUAUAUGUGAAUAACAAAAUACCAUUUAAAAUUCGCAAGGACUUGAAUGACCCCUCGUUUGAGUGUCAAUGGGUUACAUUACGUCCAAAAUGGUUACCAAGAGCAAUAUCUAAAAUUGCGGUGUGCUGCGUAUACCUACCACCGAGUCAUAGCGAGAUAGACAGUUUUUAUGAUUACUUUUAUAAUUGUUAUGACAAACUCUGUACUGAAAGUCCUGACUCAGCUUUCAUUGUUUCGGGCGAUUUUAACCCAACAAGUAACGGCUUUCAACAGAGUCGAUUAAAUAGACACUGUAGUCUUAAACAAGUUGUCAAGGUUCCGACACGGAAUAACAAUAUACUUGAUUUGAUUUUUACAAAUAUCGCGGAUUUCUAUAUAAAUCCUGAGGUCUUAGCACCUCUAUCAACAUCAGAUCAUAACAUUGUAUUGUGGAAAGCGAGAACUGAUGCCUCUGUAGUAAAGGCUGGAAACAUAGUAAAGGUAAAAGUGAGAGAUCUCAACCAUACAAGUACGGAACAGUUUGGGGGGUUUCUAGAGAACUAUGACUGGAGUGAACUUUUCUCUAACAAAGGGCUCGAUGAGAAAGUUGAUGCUUUUCUUCAUUUUACUAAAGUGAUUAUCAACGAGUUUUUUCCCGAAAGAAUAAUAAAAAAGCAUACCAACGAUAAACCCUUUAUGACGCAAAAAAUUAAAUCUCUGAUGGAUAAAAGAAAUAAAGCUUUUAAAAACAAUAAAACCGAGCUCUUCAAAUCUUUACGUAGACAAGUUUCAGCUGAGAUAAAGAAAGCCAAGCUACAGUUUUAUGAUAAAAAGGUACGAACAAACCAUAGAUCAUGCCCAAAAGCAUGGUGGAAGCAAGUUAAAAGAUUAAUUGGAUCAAGGAAAAACGCUGUGACUUUAGUAGACUCCGAGACAAAUCUCCAAAUGAACGAUAAACAAUCGGCAGAUUCAAUUAAUAACUUCUUUGCUAAUUUAACGACAAAUUAUCCACAUAUAUCAAACGAGUGGCUAGAAAUGCAAUGCGCGGAUGAUCUACCGUUAAUCAGUGUUGAAGAAGUUGCUAGAGAAUUGAGUGCACCUGGGCCAAAUGAUCCACCUUUGAAGAUUCUGAAAAUGUUUUCGAAAUUGUUUGCCGUUCCCCUUGCUGAAAUUUUUAAUGAGUCAUUUCAGACAAAGAAAUUUCCUGAAACUUGGAAAAAAUACCGGGUGGCCCAAAAAAAAGUACUCCUGUUUGAUUCGUAAUAACUUCUAAACAAGUAAAGUUUUUAAAGAGAAAUAACUUGCAUUAAAUAGAGGAAGUACUAACUUAGAUUUUGAUAUAUUACAGUUGUAUUUAACUUAAAAAUUCACGGAGAUAUUAAUGUUAAAAAUGGGGAGCAUAUUUUGGAAUGUGUCUAAAAUUAGCGAAAAUCGGCAUAUCAAAUAUUAACUCCAGCGUUUGUUUGCUUAAUGACAUAUUAGGCUAACUUGUAUUUCAGCGAAUUAUCGUUAAGGUUUGUAAGGGAUAUGGCGUAGAUUUAGACAUCUUACAUGUAAGUCUUAGCUCAUUGUUUCCUGAAAUAUGAACGUUCGAAAUUAUGCAAGUAUUUAAUAUUAGGUCUUUGCAAACUUAAAUGUACAUGAAAGACUGACCAUGGAAGGCAGGCGCUUAAAUUUUUCGUAUUCUUAAAUAGCCUAAUUUUUUUAUGUUUUUAAUGGGUUCAAACAGACUGAGUAGAUUAUUUCUCGGUUAGAGCAGGAUGAAUAUUCUUUAUUGAAGGAAAUAAUAUUGCUUUUUGCAAAUACACAUCACCGUAUCAACGCUACUAUUUUGUUACGUUUUGUUCCAAAAAUGUUGCAUGUCUCUGGGGAGUUGCUUAAUUGUUAUGUCUUAUGGAGUUGUAUGGUUUGAUUGUGUUUCAUAUAAUUCUCAGUUUACUCCAUGAACUUGCCAAGAUUAAGAAACGGCAAAAGAGUUUGGGUGUUCUUAACAAGAUUUCAGAACGUUGCAGAAGUUAGAAGAGCUUCACAAUUCCGUUGUGACAGCAUGCCCUAAUAGCCGGUUCCCCUUAUUCGCGAAAGGCCGCAAAGGAUUGUGGUAAAUGUAUUCAGCAAGCUCCAAUAUGGCGUCCAAUUUUAUUGACGAGGACCCAUCUACUUCUAGCGUUAUUUCUCUGUUAUCUCAGCCAAACUCUAGUUCUUUUCAGAACUCUUGCACGAGUUUGGUUUCUGAGAUACCAUUGGGAAGUAUUUCAGAUUGUUUAUUGCCGUCAUUGGAGGAAAAAUCAACUCCCAAAUCGACGUAUCACAGUGGUGGUGGCAUUACAUGCUGUGUUCCAAACUGUUUCAACAAUUCUAUCAGGAAUAAAGAAUUCUCCUUUUACGUUAUUCCCAAGGAUUCAAACCUAAGGAAGAAGUGGCUCCACAUGCUUAAAAGAAAAAAUUUUGUCCCUUCGUCUUCUCAUCGAGUUUGUUCAGCCCAUUUUGUUGGAGGUACAAAAACAUACAUGAACAAUAUUCCAACCAUAAAUGUGCCAAUACUAAAGUCGACAACACCAACGACAGCCAAGCCACGUACGACAAGAAAUAGUUCAGAAGGAAGAAUGCGUUCAGCUCUACUACCAAAGAAACUACGUUUUGAGCAGGAUGUCGAAAACAAGGAGCCGGAGGAAGCUAUGAAUGAAUUGAAAAGACUACGAAAGGAAAACCAAACACUAAAAGAGAAAAUAGAACAGCUUACGAAAGAGCACAGUAAAAAGGUAGAGGAUUUAACAAACACUAUUACUGUACUUAAGCAAGAGCAUAAUAAAAAGGUUGAGGAAUUGACCAACACUAUUACCGAACUUAAACUAAAACAGAAUGAAUUCUCUCUAGAAACAUUUAAAGACAAUCCAAAGCUUUUUAUGUUUUAUACUGGGUUUCAAAGUUAUGAUUUGUUUAAGAUAUUUUUUGAAUUCUUGGGACCAGCAGUUAAUAAAAUAAACUACUGGGGAUCAAAUACCAGAAAUGAUGACUCAGUCACUCCAGAGUACUCAAAACGUGGUCCAAAGAGACAAAUGAAUCCUGAACAAGAGUUGUUCAUUGUCUUAGCAAGGUUGAGAUGUGGUCUUCUUGAACAAGACCUUGCUGUAAGAUGCAAACUGUCCACUAGCCACCUCAGCCGGAUAUGCAUUACAUGGAUAGAUAUACUACAUUCGCAUUUGAGAGCAAUACCGAUCUGGGCAUCCAAGGCAUCCAUCCAGAAAACCAUGCCAAGUUGUUUUAGAAUCUCAUACCCAACAACUAGGGUCAUCUUAGACUGCACAGAAUUAUUUAUUGAAAUGGCAUCUUCAUAUCGAACACAGAGUGCAACGUUCUCAAGUUACAAGCACCAGAACACAGCUAAAGGUCUUAUUGGAAUAGCACGUAAUGGAGCAGUUACCUUUGUUUCAGAGUUGUAUCCUGGUAGAACAAGUGACCAAUGUAUUACCAAACACAGUGGCAUUUUACAAUUAUUGGAAGAAGGUGAUUCAGUUAUGGCUGAUCGAGGGUUUGACAUUUUGGAGGACUUACCGGAUGGUGUCACACUAAACAUUCCAGCCUUCAUGAGGGGUAAAGACCAGUUAACUGUGGAAGAGGAGACAGAAACAAGGAGAAUUGCCUCUGUACGCAUACAUGUUGAGCGGGCAAUUGAACGAAUUAAAAACUAUAGGAUACUGCAAGGAAAGUAUCCAACAAGCAUGAUUGCAGAACUAAAUAAAAUUUGGGUGAUUUGUUGUUACCUUGUUAAUUUUUUACCUCCUUUAGUCAGUGAUGGUAAUACAUAAUAGAUGAAAACUGUUAUGGUAAGUUACCAAAAAACCAGUAGGUACAGUAUAUAAAAUAAAACAAGAUGCUCUUAGUCUAUUGAGCAUCUUGUACCUAGGGCAGGGUUCAAAUCAGUUGAGAAAAAAUGAUGUGUAACUUUUCUUUAUAUGUAGAAUGUGGCUCUAAAUUUUUAUAAAAUAUUUUCAUAAUUGUCUUAGCUAAUCAGUCAAACAUCUACUCAAUCAAACUGCAAUAAUUUAAUUAUUUGAAUACUUUUUAAAUAUUGUUUGCAAUGCAUGGUGGAUAGAAUUUGACACCUUCCAGUCGGCAAACAUGCUGCUAGUGUGCGUGCAAAAGUGCUUGUUUAUAAAUUAUAUAAAGACAGCAGAUUGAUACGUGCAGUAUGGAUGCAUGUUCAUUAAUAGUCACAAGUCUGAUGUUUUUUGCACAUCGUUUGGGCUGUACACAGGCUAUUGGAGAACUGAUGUGCAAUUUUCACUAUUUGGUCCAGAAUGAUGUGCAAAUUGCACAUUACUAAUUUGAACGUUGACCUAGGAAUAGAGAUAUAUUCUUCUGUUAUAUAGCCCUGCAUAGUGCAUUCAUUAGUUGACUUAAGUGAGUAUUAUAGUCUAAAGCCCUGGGCAAACAAGGAAACGUUGUUGUAGAAACAUUGUUUCCUGCCAAUGUUUCCCAGAGUGGGCAAACACUAGAAACAUUAGUGAGAAACAUAGGGAAACAUCAAAUGUUUCUGAAUUCGCUACGACACAGCUUUGCUUCUCGGGAAGCAAAUUUUGUUUCCUCAAAAAUGUUUCCACAGGUGGGCAAACAGGGAAACAUUCAAGGAAACAUUGAGAAUCACAAAUGUUUUCACAACGUCUCAUAGUUUGCAUGCCCAGGGCUCAAGAGUACUAGUGAGUUAGUUGCACAAACAUCACAUUUUGCUGCUGUGACCUGUUGUGACAUUGGAAAGACUUGCCAUAUAAACAUGAUAUUUCUGAGUUUAUAAUAUUUGGUUCACUUUAUGUAGUGAUUUAUUAUAUAUACCCCUUG
Paramuricea clavata is the source of this 12477-nucleotide messenger RNA. Lineage: Eukaryota; Metazoa; Cnidaria; Anthozoa; Malacalcyonacea; Plexauridae. The record is from the annotation of a GenBank genome assembly.